Molecule: messenger RNA, 4672 nt
Organism: Carassius gibelio (silver crucian carp)
Lineage: Eukaryota; Metazoa; Chordata; Actinopteri; Cypriniformes; Cyprinidae
Exons: 2
Coding region: 1887-3860 (657 amino acids)
Molecular function (GO): nucleic acid binding
Source: RefSeq, a predicted model, not a curated record
UUGAACUCGUCCAGACAGUGGAGAAGGCUUUAGUGGAUCUUACUGACCUUGGAGACACGGGGGCCAUAAAAAAAACCCUCUUGUGGUCAAAUCCAUAGAAAGUAAACUUCCUGAGUUCAUGAAACGGGCCUGGCUUGCUUUAGUGAAGGCUCCUGGAAGUGAGGUUACAUCAGAAAAAACACUUUGACAAGCUUCUUGAAUUCCUGAAGAAGGAAGAAGGAAUCUUUUGAGAGACUUGAGCAACUUAGAGUCACAGAAAAAGUGGAAAGGCAAGAACUUGAAUUUGAGAGUGUGUGCAUUGUCUGUGGAUCUGAGAAGCACAAAGGUAAAAUCUUCUUUUGCAAUAAGUUCAAGGAACUGCAUUUCGGAGAAAAGAAAAUAAUCCUGAGAAAACUUGGACUGUGUAGGAGAUGAUUGGUGUAUCAUGAAGAUGACAGCAAAUGUGGAGAUGCAUUUCUGUGCAGGAGAAAAUGAUGCAAAGGAGUAGCCUCUGCAGAUCAUCAUUAUCUUUUCUGUCCCGAAGAGGAGACCAGAUAUGAGCAUGAAGGCAGAGUCAUCCCCAGAGAAGUGAAAAAGGGAAACCGAUUAACUGUGGAACAAGAACAAUUCCUCUCUGAACUUUCUCCUGAAAUGGUGGAAAAGUGUAUCAAAGCGUUUACCAACAAAGCUAUGAGGGAAAGAUCUAAAGAAGGGAAACUAGGACUGUUGAAGGAAAAUGUACUUCAGGAGCUUCCGGUCAUUAUGAUGCUCAAAGAGUUAACAACUAAUGCAGGACAAACAAUUGGAACUCUAAUUGACCUGGCAUCCGACACAAAUUCCAUAACUCAUAAAGCUGCUGACAGGCUCGAAUUGAGUGGAGAAGAAAUCAACCUGGUUGUUCAUGGAGUGGUUAAAAUGGCUAUCCGUGUAAGAACCAAAAGGUAUCUCCUUAGAAUUCGAGUGAGAACACCAGCAGGAUCUGAGAAAGCCCACCAGCUUGUAUGUUAUGGUUUAGAAGAGAUUGCACAAAUGCAUAAGAGUGUGAGUCCACAGCAACUGAAAAAGUUAUUUCCAGAUGUAGACCUGGCAGAACUAAGGAGACCUGAAGAGAUAGAACUUCUUCUCCGUCAUCGGGAAGGAAAGCUUGCACUACAAAGAGUAAAAAUUGUAGGAGAUCUUGUUCUUUGGGACAGCCCACUUGGGGAAAAUGGUGGGUGCAGCGCACCCAGACUUGUUUGAGGAAGUAAGUGUGACUACUUAUGAGUCGAAGACACAUUUUGCACGGUCAAUGAGAACUGCUGUGUUCAAGUAUAACGAAGUUCUCAGAGAAAGUCAACCACUAUUUACCUCCAAAACCCCAAAAGAAAAUAAAAUGACCUGCAUUGAUGCAAAAUGCACAUUUGCAAGUGGCAAAUAAUUUCUUCAUUGGUGGAGCUGGGAUAGCAUCGGAGCUGCAUGUGAGCCAAAGUGUGGCGGCUGCCGCUGCAGGAAGUGCCAGCCGGGAGGAAAAGAGAUGACUUUGGCAGAGGAGAAAGAGCUAGAGAUCAUAAGAAGUGGCCUUACUUAUGUGCAAGUGGAUUCUCAUAGUGAUCGACCAUAUUGUGACGCCAGGGAACCCAUGGAUCCAAGAUCCUGUUUCUCUUCCGUACAACUGGAACGGAGUGGAAUCGACAUUCCUGAGAACCGAGAAGCAGCUUGGGAAGUGGCCUGAGUGGAAGAAAGUUUACACUGGACAGGUUCAUGAAAUGGUUAAGAGAAAUGCCGCGGUAAAGCUAACAAAAUAAAUUCUUGACAAGUGGACUGGUCCAGUCUGGUACGUAAGUCAUUUAGUUGCACCAAACCCACAUUCAGUCACCACGCCUGUGCAUCUUGUGUGGAACAGCAGCCAGAAAUUCAAGGAGCUGAGUAUGAACGACCUCCUGCUGAAAGGACCUGAUGUGUUAAAUUCUAUCAGAGCUGUCCUACUCAGGUUUAGGAAGGGAGUGUUCGGAGUAUUGGGAGACAUCCGAAAGAUGUAUAAUUCGGUAUGGCUGGAAGAACGAGAAAUGCAUCUCCACAGAUUUCUUUGGCGGGAUACACCUGAGGAAGAAAUAGAGGAGUAUACCAUAACCAGAGUUAACAUUGGAGAUCGCCCAGCAGGUUGUAUUGCACAGCUGGCAAUGAGGGAGACCGCUGGUUUAGCAGCUUUUGCUCACAUGAAAGAGGAGCGAAGAGUGCUAGAAGAAGACAGUUAUGUGGACGAUAUCCUCACAUCUGAAAAUGAUCAGAAGAGCCUGGUUGAGAUAGUGAAGGGCAUUGAGGAAAUCCCGGAAGCUGGUGGAUUCUCAUUGAAGGAAUGGGUUUGGUCUGAUCAAAGUGGGAGGUCUGGAUCUGAAAAAACAAACAAAGAGUUUUCAAGCCUGAUUCCUGGGAAAAAUGUGGUGCUUCCUAAUCAGCUGGGUGAAGGGGAUGAUAAAGCCCUUGGAGUUGGAUACCUGGCAGAGGAGUAUAGGAUGUAUAUAAUGACUUCUGUUAAUUUUUCCAAAAGGAAAAAGAAGGUGAGGAUUGGGCAGGAUCUUCUUGAAGAGGAAGUGAGGUUGAGGACACCAAACCCAUUGACGAGAAGAUAUCUAUUGAGUCAGGUGGCAGGACUCUAUGACCCACUUGGUCUCGUCACACCAGCUAAACAGAAGGGCACGAUCCUUGUUAGGAAAGCAUUCCAGGAAGCUGGAAGUGGAUGUCUAACAAGACAUUCAUGGGAUACUGCACUCUCUGAAGGAAUCCGGGGAGAAGCUAUUGAUUUAUUUGAGGAGUAUGUACAACUCCAGAAAGUGAAGUUCCAGAGAAGUCUUACGCCUCCAAACUGGAAAGGAAAAUCAUGGGCAGUCACUUUCUCGGAUGGGAGUGACAAAACCUAUGGGGCAGUAUUAUCUCUUCGAUGGAAUACAAGCCAAGGAGUGGAUGUUCGCUUAGUUGAGUCUAAAGCUCAGAUGGGAAAAAUAACUGAAGAGAAGCAAAUCUCAGUACCGGAGCCAUUUUGGAUGAAAAUGCUGAGCAGACUAAUCACUGAAGGACUAGUAGAUGUUAAAAAGUUCAGUAGUCUGUCAAGGUUGGCAGGAGUCUUUGGCUGGGUGUGGCGCAGCGUGAGGAAAUGGCUAGAGAUAAGACAUACAAAUUCAGCAUUUGAGAAAGGAGAUAUAGUUGGAAUCAGUGGAUUUGUGCUGGCAGUGAAGGAAAGGGAGGACGCUUUGACAGCAAUCUUUUUGGAGGCACAAAAGAGCACAAUGUUUCCUGAGACCACACUCUGUAGAUUGGUUGUGUUUAAAGAAGAAAACACCGGACUUCUUGUGUGCAAAGAAAGAUAUGAAACCUUUGAGAAAGAGAGACUCACCAUUCCAUUAUUACCCAUGGAAACACGAGUAUCAUUGCUACUGGCUAAUGAAGCACAUGAUGCAAAUCAUGAGGAGAUUGCUGGGAUGAGAAAAGUAGCAUGGGUAGUAAAAGGUCGGAGAUUGGUCAAAAGGGUGGUGGAAAGUUGUGUCAUCUGUAGGAAAGCAAGAGCAAAGAAGUCCAGGCAGAUUAUGAGUGAUCUCCCACCUGAAAGGAUUGGACCAGUUGCACCCUUUGAAUUCAUAACAGUGGAUCUAUUCGGUCCCUAUGAGGUGAAAGAUGAAGUGAGGAAAAGGGUGCGACUGAAGGUCUGGGGAGUUGUGUAUUGUUGCAUGGCUUCAAGGGCUGUUCACACAGAUGUUGUGAGCGAUCAAUCCACUGAGGGUUUCCUGUUGUCUUACAAGAGAUUCACUGCUUUGAGAGGACACCCCAAGAAAGUGUGGUCAGAUCUAGGUUUAAACUUUGUGGGAGCACAGUCAGCCCUGAAAGAUCUUUAUGAGUUUCUGGAGUGAGUAGAGAAACCGGAACUUGAAGAGGAAGCCGGGAAACAUGGAACUGAGUGGUCGUGGAAGUUUCAUCCAGCUAACUCACCCCAUAGAAAUGGAGCGGCUGAAGCUGCUGUUCGUGUGGUGAAAAGAGCUCUUCUUAAUCUAGGAGGUGAUGGUAUUUUCACGUGGGGAGAAUUCCAGACUUUUCUGUAUAUGGCAGCAAACCUGGCAAACGAAAGGCCCAUAGAUGCACGAACUCAAAGUCAUGAGUAUUGUUUGGAGUAUGUUACACCGAACUCCCUGUUGUUGGGGAGAGCAAGUCCAAGAAGAGAUCCAGGUGAUUUCGAUUUUGCAGGAUACCCAUACAAGAGAUUAAGAGUUAUCCAAGGAGAAGUUAAUAAGUUCUGGGAAAAGUGGAGUCAACUAGCAGGACCGAACCUGUUCAUAAGAAGUAGGUGGCACACAAAGGAAAGGAAUGUUGCCGAAGGAGACAUUAGCUGUGUCCAAAUUCAGGGUCUGCAUCCUCCUUAGGAUCCUUCCUACCCGGUUGAAGGAGGAUGGGUCCUCCGACAACCGCAAAAACCGGAAGUCGGUGUUUGUGAAUUUGGACAGCCUACCCUUCUUUCAGUUCCCUCCCUUACCCGUUGCUCAUAUCCUGUCGCCUAGCAACCGUGACAGCGCUAAGCAAGACGCGGGUGAAGAGCUCAUCGUUCUCUCCCCGGAGCUUUAUAAACACUUCUGUCUGCUCUUUCGUCCUUAGAAGCGUUAAAAACAGCUUCAAUCACUAACAAAUAAGCUGUGUGUAAGGGGAUAUUCACACAGGCAGUAAGGAACAA